Molecule: messenger RNA, 978 nt
Organism: Vigna radiata var. radiata (mung bean)
Lineage: Eukaryota; Viridiplantae; Streptophyta; Magnoliopsida; Fabales; Fabaceae
Exons: 2
Coding region: 1-978 (325 amino acids)
Source: RefSeq, a predicted model, not a curated record
AUGCGUGCCCUUAUGCCCGACCGACCUUCACCUCAGGUUGAAAAGUUUGAUGGCACGACGAAUCCAGAUCAUCAUUUGCGGAACUUCAUUGAUUUUAUGGCCUUUUACACUCAAAGUGACCCGGUAAAAUGUCGGGCGUUCUCCCUGUCACUGAGGGGUGAAGCCCUAGAGUGGUAUUACACCCUUCCACCCAAUUCGGUGGAUAGUUUCCGCACGCUGACGAGCAUGUUCAAAAAGCAAUACUCCACCAACCGGUACGAGGAGGUUACUGCGUCCGAGCUAGUCAAUCUUAGACAGGGGAAAGACGAAACUCUCAGAGCCUUCAUGCAUCGAUACAAUCACGCCGCUCGGAGGAUAAAAGGUGCUAGUCCCGAAUUCAUCAUUAGUAGUCUACCCAAUUGCCUAAAAGCGGGAUUCGUCUCUGAAAGCUUAUACGCCGAGUUACCCAAUACGUUGGAGGAGUUGCAGCAAAAAAUGGCCAAAUUUAUUAAAAUGGAAGAUCAGAGGAUCUUUCGGAAACAACAGCACGAGGAGCAUCCGGUAAGUGGUAACAAGAAGGAGGGGAAGCGUCGAGUUGAGAACGUCCAGGAUCAGAAACCACCGGCGAAUCUAAACCCUAGAUACGACCGCUAUGCGCACCUUACCGUCCCUAGAGAAAAGGUGUUGGAGAGGGCUCUACAGGGGCAUACUACUGAACGCUGCCAAACUCUCAAAGACGAAUUGGAGAAGCUAAUCCGUGUCGGAAACCUCCGGGAAUUCGUGAAGGAGGAUUCUGGCCGCACAGGGCACUCUCCCAGAAAGACACGAAGAAGCCCAGAAAAUGCAAAGCAGAAGGGUAACCACUCACGCGAUCGUUCUCGUAGUCCCCCGAGGCACAGAUCCCGCAGUCGACCUAGAGAGCGGGAUCUCACGGUCAAAGGCAGGAUUGAUACUAUUUCGGGCGGUUUUGAUGGAGGAGGUGCUUCAUCCUCAGCCUGA